UCUGCGAGAGAGAGAGAGAGAGGAAGCGAGCGCGCGUAUCGGCCAAACCACACCAAGAAUUGUUUCUCCGGCGUCGCGGACGGUCGGCGAGAACUUUUUCGGCGUUUGGCCACACAGACAGGCAUCAGACACGAUAGCGGCACGAGCACGAGGAGUGCACCUGUGAAGAGGAAACAAGCUAGGAACAUCUCAGGAAAUCAAAAUGUCGGACACAGAGGUCGUUGAACCGAAAAAGGGUCGAGGCCGCCCUGCCAACCCCGAAAAGAACAGCGUCGCGCCCAAAAAGCGGGCCCGCGAGGCCGCUUCGCCCAAGGAUAAGGCCGCGGCCGAGGACAAGGCCGACAAGGACAAGGCGGUGGCCUCGGACGAGGAACCGGUGGCGAAGCGCGGCCGGGGCAGACCGAAGGGGGCGGGUGCCGUUGCGAAAAAGGCGCCAAAAGCCAAGAAACCGGAAGCGAAAAAGGGAGGACGCGGUGGGGGCGGAGGCCGAGGCAAGAAGAAGCCCGCCAAGAACGAGUCCAGCGAGGAGGACGACGACGACGACGACGAGAGCGAGGAGGAGGAAAACGAGAGCGAGGAGAACGACGAGUCCGACUCUUAAGCACUCUUACCUUAAAUUAACUUUAACAAUUUACUAAAUUAAAUAAAACAACACAAAAAGAAGAAAACAAAAAAAACACUUGUAAUAUUCAGCAAAACGUAACAUUUUAAUAUAACAUACACAACCAUACACAAACACACACAACUCCAUUCAAAAAAGAGAAAAAAAAACCCAAACCAGACAAACAAUGAAACAAAUUGAUUCAAAAUAACAUACACUUGUACGAAAAAUAUCAAACGCGGAAGUAACGCAAUGUCCGAGAAAGAGAGAGAAAAUAAUAAAAAUAAGCACACACACAUUAAAUUGCGUACCGCCGUCAUCACAAACAAACAAAAACAAAUAUUACAAAAACGAAGAAUUGAACAAUUGUAAAACAAAAUUAAGGAAAACCCGGUAUUCUUUCGGCAUUUGUAGUGAAAUAAAGAAACAAUUCUAAGUUAAA
Messenger RNA from Culex quinquefasciatus (southern house mosquito), 1043 nucleotides. RefSeq names its product nucleolin. NCBI's taxonomy places the organism in Eukaryota, Metazoa, Arthropoda, Insecta, Diptera, Culicidae. Gene Ontology annotation, molecular function: DNA binding. The record is from RefSeq and is a predicted model, not a curated record. The transcript is spliced from 3 exons. Bases 203 to 601 code for a protein of 132 amino acids.